GGUGGAGAGGCGCGCUCAGCAGGGCUGGGGCCAGGCCUGGGUUGGACCGUGGUGAGGGAAGAGUCGCUCUAGGUUUGUGGGUAGCGAGUGCUCAGAAACAGUGUCUCACUCACCAUCAGGGCCCAACAUUUUCUGUUGCUCAGAGCAGGUGUUCCACCACCUUCAGGAUGUGUCCUCUUCCCAGUUCACCGGGCAUGUAACUUUGGACAAGAGAAUCUUGUUUCUGUGGGGCCCGGCUUUCUCGAGGGGACGCUGAGGUCCGUCUCCCUCAGGGACCCAAGCUGGCAGGCUGGCCUGCUGGGCACUGGAGUGUGAGCUCCCAGCAGGUGUUUCCUCCCUGAAUGCUUGUAUGAGGACAAGGCGAUAGCCACAAAGGCCGCCAUGGGACCAUUCCCCUAACUGAUGCUGCAAACCCAAGAAAGUCUGGGAUGCCGGUGGCUGGAACUGGGUGUGCAAUGGCCCCACCCCUGGGAGGGUGGAGGAGGAUGCUGCCCAGACCCCAGAGAGCCCCAGGAGUGGAGGCUGCACAAUUCAGGAGGCAGAGCUCGGCACGUCUGCAGCAUGUCCUGGGCUCCUGUCCUGCUGGCGCUCCUCGCCUACCUCACAGGUUGUGGCCCUCAGCCAGUGCUGGAUCAGCCACCGUCCGUGUCCUCCUACCUUGGAACCACCAUCCGUCUGGCCUGCACGUUGAGCAGGGACCAUGAUGUCAGCAUUUAUAGCAUCUACUGGUACCAGCAGCGGCCCGGACACCCUCCCAGAUUCUUGCUGAGAUAUUUCUCCCAUUCGGACAAGAAACACGGCCCCAAGGUCCCUCCACGCUUCUCUGGAUCCAAAGACGAGGUCGAGAACACGGGGUACUUGAGUAUCUCCGAGCUGCAGCCUGAGGACGAGGCUGUGUACUACUGUGCGGUGGGUGCCCAGAGAUGGGAGAGGGAGAAGAUGGAGCCGGAGAACGAGGAAGAAAAGGAGCCUGCUGCUUCCGUGUCCCAGGUGCCCCCGGGCACGCUCGCCGGGAACUGAAGACGGAAGGGCGUUGCAUCCCCAACGGAGAAGGCGAGCAGAAGGGUGGGUCAUGGGUUGUGCAGAGCGAGGGAGUCGCUCCUUGUCCAGCUGGGCCCUGCUGGAGGCUGGGUUGGGGGAUUAAAGCUGCUGGUGU
Molecule: messenger RNA, 1156 nt
Organism: Pipistrellus kuhlii (Kuhl's pipistrelle)
Lineage: Eukaryota; Metazoa; Chordata; Mammalia; Chiroptera; Vespertilionidae
Product: immunoglobulin iota chain
Exons: 2
Coding region: 403-1020 (205 amino acids)
Biological process (GO): immune response; immunoglobulin production
Source: RefSeq, a predicted model, not a curated record